Molecule: messenger RNA, 792 nt
Organism: Miscanthus lutarioriparius
Lineage: Eukaryota; Viridiplantae; Streptophyta; Magnoliopsida; Poales; Poaceae
Source: the annotation of a GenBank genome assembly
AUGGCCGCCUCGGAGACCAAUAAGCAGCGGCGCCACCACUUCAUGCUGGUGCACGGGAUGUGCCACGGCGCGUGGUGCUGGUACAAGGCGGCCACGGCGCUGCGGUGCGCCGGCCACCGCGCCACGGCGCUCGACAUGGCCGGCUGCGGCGCGCACCCAGCGCGUCUCGACGAUGUGCGCACUUUCGAGGAGUACUCGCGGCCGUUGCUCGACGCGAUGGCCGCGCUGCCGGCCGGGGAGCAGGUCGUGCUCGUCGCGCACAGCCACGGUGGGUACAGCGUCGCGCUCGCCGUGGAGAGGUUCCCGGACAAGGUCGCUGCGGCGGUGUUCGUGACCGCGUCCAUGCCGGCCGUCGGACGUCCUAUGGCUGCCACCAGUGACGAGCUAUUAGCAUUUGUUGGACCGGACUUCUUCCUGGACUCAAAGGAGCUCGAACAAGAAAAUCCCGAAAUCAAGGGAAAGCCAUUUAUCUUUGGGCCCAACUUUGUGUCUCAAAGGCUUUACCAACUGAGUCCACCGGAGCCAGCGAACGCAUUCACCACAGGCAACCCAGAUGAGGUGGUGAUGAGGGACGAGAAGCUGGUCACGGAGGGGUACGGAUCGGCGAGGCGCGUGUUCAUCGUGGUGGAGGAAGACCGCGGCAUCCCGGCGGAGUUCCAGCGCCGCAUGGUGGCACAUAGCCCCGGCGUCGAGGUCAGCGAGAUCACCGGAGCCGACCACAUGGCUAUGCUCUCGCAGCCACUGGAGCUGGUUCAGCUCCUCAUCAGAACUGCCGACCAAUCGCAAGGGUGA